This is a messenger RNA of Microthlaspi erraticum, 423 nucleotides long. The record is from the annotation of a GenBank genome assembly. NCBI's taxonomy places the organism in Eukaryota, Viridiplantae, Streptophyta, Magnoliopsida, Brassicales, Brassicaceae.
AUGAGGUUCAUAGGUGUUAAAAGACUGGUCCAGACGGCUCUACCGAGUAACAGCGUCCGAACCGCGCAUACCGGCCGACCGAGGAACUAUCGUUCCGCGAUCGACCCACGUCUGGACACUUCAUCCGUCCUGCCUAGUGCAAGGCCGAGCUCGCGUACCGACCCGGGAAGCAACAACCCACGGUCGUCCCGUCCGAGUCUCGCCACCAUAAAGCCGUGCACGACCACACCGCGCGAACCGGGAGGCAUCGCCUCACGAACGUGCAACACAACCCGUGCCACACACACGAGCAUACCGUCCGACCAGAAAGUCAUCGUCCCGCGUCCGGCCGAAACCUUCGACCAAUAUCAUCCGUCUGGCCGAACCCGACGAACGAACGAAGAAUCUCUCGGCCACGAUCGACCCGACCGUGCCGAUAGCUGA